ACCGUGCAGUGAACGUGUUCUGUCCCCUCCGUCCUCGGACUCCAUGUGGCCGUGCUGAAGGUCUGGCCAGUUUUUUCAGCGAGUUCCACAAUUUGGAAGAGAAUCGGCUACGAUGUUGUCCGUUUCAAGAAACGUCCAUCGGAGUAUAUGCGGGAUCACAUCCAAAAUAGUUAAUGGCAACAAUUCGAAAGUUGCACAGAAAUUUUUAAGGCAAGGUCGAAAUACUCAUUCUGAUGCCCGUAGCCGAUUAUGUCUUCUAUCAUCUUCGAAAUGUCUCUCAACAUGCCAUAUUCGCUGUCAGAAGAUUCAAUGGGCACCACAAUCUCGUUCCUUCCAAACAUCUCGUGUCUUUUAUCAAGAAUCACAAAUAGUUAACUGUCCCGCCUUCCCCGAAUCUGUAUCUGAAGGAGAUAUUAGGUGGGAAAAGGCUGUUGGAGACCAAGUAUCUGAGGAUGAAAUAGUCUGUGAAAUUGAAACUGACAAGACUUCAGUUCCUGUGCCCUCACCAGCUUCCGGCAUUAUUGAGGAGCUUUUUGUUGAAGAUGGCACAACUGUCAAAGCAGGUGUCAAGCUUUUCAAGCUUAAGCUUGUGGCUGGAGGAGUCAAGAAAGCUGCAGCGCCUGCCGCUGCCGCACCUUCACCAGCUGCUGCGGCUCCCCCGCCACCUCCUCCACCUCAGCCAGCCGCAGCUGCAGCUGCCCCUCCUCCACCACCACCACCUGCUGCUGCUGCCCCUCCACCAGUUCCUCCCCCUCCACAGGCGCCAAUGAGCUCCAUCCCUGUCGCUGCUAUCCGACACGCUCAGUCUAUUGAGGCUGCUACGGUGAAGGUUCCCCCUGCAGAUCCCACCAAAGAAAUCAGCGGCACUCGCACUGAGCAACGAGUUAAGAUGAACCGAAUGAGGCUGCGCAUUGCUCAACGACUCAAGGAAGCCCAGAAUGUCAAUGCCAUGCUUACAACUUUCAAUGAACUUGACAUGAGUGGCAUUAUGGAAUUUAGAAAACAAAACCAAGAAGCUUUCCAAAAGAAGCAUGGCAUUAAAUUAGGUUUCAUGUCAGCUUUUGUGAAGGCUGCUGCCUAUGCACUUCAAGAUCAGCCUGUGAUCAAUGCUGUGAUUGAUGGCAAUGAAAUUAUCUACCGUGAUUAUGUUGAUAUUUCUGUGGCUGUUGCCACCCCUAAGGGUUUGGUGGUCCCAGUUCUUCGUAAUGUUGAAAGCAUGAAUUACGCUGAAAUUGAGCUGGCUAUGGCUGCAGUAGCAGAAAAGGCACGCAAGGGCGCUUUGGCUGUUGAAGACAUGGAUGGUGGUACUUUCACUAUUAGCAACGGUGGUGUGUUCGGUUCCCUUAUGGGUACUCCCAUCAUAAAUCCUCCUCAGUCAGCCAUUCUUGGCAUGCAUGGUACAUUCGAGCGACCUGUGGCAAUCAAGGGCCAGGUUGUCAUCCGCCCCAUGAUGUACAUUGCUCUUACCUACGAUCACAGACUGAUUGAUGGUCGUGAAGCUGUUCUCUUCUUGCGCAAGAUCAAGGCAGCUGUAGAAGAUCCACGUAUCAUAGUUGCGGGUCUGUAAUUUAUUAUCGUGUUCAUAAAAACCUCAGUUUUUAUUUGAAAAUGUAAAGAAUGGAGAAUUGUGUGACACAGUCCUACUUCCCUCAGUGGAAAUCCAACUCUAGAAUUUUUUAAAUUUUUUUCUGUUCCUCUUUUUGAUUUGGAUACCCACUGCCUGAAGAUGUCAUGUGGCUUCUUUCCUUUCUUACAGUAGAACAAUUUCUUAACCAAACAGCACGAAUUUGCUUUUGUAUAUGAUGGUAUUCGACAUUGUAUGCUUUAAAAAAAUAAACGUACUCAUGUCACUCUGAGUUUCAUGAGCUCAACUAAGUUAGUACUGUAAUUAAAAAAUAAAAGACUUUGUUGCUAUGAAUGAUUCAGGUUUUGAUGGAUCACAUACUUGUGUUGUUAUCUGCACUUUUGCAGGACAGAAGUGGAGAAUGAACUUCCUGUGUGAUAUCACUGUUUUACCAAAUAUUUCUUUUCAACUAGGGCUGCCAGUAUUUUAAACUUUUACUUCUUUAAAAUGUGAAUUCUCUUUGUUACAGUAUGUAUAUUUCAAUAGAAAGUAUGUUGCUUGGUCAUUCUGUAUAGUAAUAAUCUCAUGAUUGGACAUAAUUAAUUGUACUGUAAGUGAUACCACGUGGCUAUGUAAAUUUAUCUACCACACAACAUGAAAAUAAAAACAUUUCCAUCAAAACUUA
Thrips palmi is the source of this 2249-nucleotide messenger RNA. Its product is annotated as dihydrolipoyllysine-residue succinyltransferase component of 2-oxoglutarate dehydrogenase complex, mitochondrial-like. Gene Ontology annotation, molecular function: dihydrolipoyllysine-residue succinyltransferase activity. The record is from RefSeq and is a predicted model, not a curated record. The transcript is spliced from 12 exons. The coding region runs from base 113 to 1567 and encodes 484 amino acids. NCBI's taxonomy places the organism in Eukaryota, Metazoa, Arthropoda, Insecta, Thysanoptera, Thripidae. Gene Ontology annotation, biological process: tricarboxylic acid cycle. Gene Ontology annotation, cellular component: oxoglutarate dehydrogenase complex.